This is a messenger RNA of Kickxella alabastrina, 1826 nucleotides long. RefSeq lists its product as uncharacterized. Bases 230 to 1564 code for a protein of 444 amino acids. Lineage: Eukaryota; Fungi; Kickxellomycota; Kickxellomycetes; Kickxellales; Kickxellaceae. The transcript has a single exon. The record is from RefSeq and is a predicted model, not a curated record.
GCUUUAAACUGGCCAAAGGAAAACAAUGAAUUUUUUUCUCGCUCCCUCUUUCUUUUACUUUACAUUCAUUACUUUUUCCACUAUUAAUUAUUUAUAUUACACGCCUUUUUUUGAGUACACUUUUUUUUAGCCUUCGUAUUAUUAUCCUAUUGACUUUCAUCUCUCUGGUUUUUUUCUAAUAGAGAGAAGGCCCUGAUAUUCACACACAUAUACAUCCCCGUUGCAUUAUAUGAAACCUAUUUUAGCAAAAGUGACAGUGUACUGGUUGCUGGCAACUAGCGCACUGCUUGCCACGACCACACCCGCAGCUGCCGAGCCCCGGGUGCCGCGCAUUCACAAGCGCGUAGUAGAGGUCAGCAGCACAGAAAUACUCCCACCCAGUACGCCGGCCACACCAAUCCCAAAUGUGGCGCUGAUGCGCCACCCACGCCAGCUCCUCUCCAAUAUCCUCGAUAUACUUAACCCGGGAAACAUUGGCAAGGACAGCAGCGACUCAGAGUCAAAUGCAGCGGCAGAUGGUGAAGAAUCCACACAGGUGACAGACGAUGAAACCACGCCGACUCAGGAGCCGUCGUCGACCACGCCAACGACCAGGUCUACGAGCAGAAAUACGUCCUCGUCAAGGUCUAUGUCCGAUACCGAGACAACCCCAACUAGUGAUACGGGUGAUGACGGCGAUGUGGUGACAGUUACGAGCUCGACGACGCAGACCAGGGCGUCGUCAAGCACAAGCAAAUCGGAAUCCUCGACAAAGUCGUCGGACGACAACGACGAGUCAACUGACGACGAGCCCACAGACACAAAUGACGAUGAGUCCACGCCCACACCCACUGACUCGUCAUCAUCAGCCACACGUUCGUCUUCUAUUUCUUCUACAAAAACCAGCCUGGUUUUGGUGACGGUCACUAGACCCGGAACCACCAUCACUGCGAUGGUGUCGGCCUCCCCGACCAUCGACCAGGCCAAUGGAGAGAAGGCCGAUGUCGGAGCAGUCGAGAAUCUCACCACGGUCAUUGUUGCGCCCACAGUCGCCGCCGUUGCUCUGCUGCUCUUGGCCAUUUUGUUCUUCCUGCACAAGAAGCGCAAGAACCGAAUCAGGUAUGAUGGCGAGGAUGCGUUUGCCAGUGGUCCCACCAAGCCGUAUACCCCGCCGACUAAGCCGUACGCCCCGCCGAACCAGGUUAACUCGGUGUUUAACCCUACAGGCCACAGCAACGACGGGUACGUCAAGGAAGAGAAUGACCUGUUCACAUCUAACGAGAGGCGGAUGGGUGACCAUUACUCGCCUCCACAGCCGGCUAAUGACAAUACGCAGCUGCUGCCUAACUCUCAGUACCAGCAGCAGCAAGCUCCCUUUGCUCAGCACGCCACUGGAGACUAUAUGCAGGCACCCGGAGCUGCGCCUGUGGCUGGAGGAGGGUUGUAUGGCGUUCCUCUGCAGCAGCAGCCGUCUCACCAGUCGGUUCGUCAGCCCCCACAGCCGAUUAUGAACUGGCAGCAACAGCCUCCUCGGCCUCAACAGGGUGCGCCGUACAAUAAUAACAACAAUGGGUAUUGGGCCUGAGCUAGGACGUCGGUAUCCUUUUGUCUAUUUUUAGCACUUCGGAAUUAGUGGUGGCCAUGCACUUCAAAGUAGCAUAUUGUUUGGCUUGACUUCGCAAAACGUCGCACGACAAAAUUUUUUUCGCAAAUAUUUGCGUGUAUAUUUUCUCAUAUUUCCGUUAUUCAUUUUCUCGUCGCAGUAAAUAUCUAAAUGACAACAAUUUUUACGACUGCACUCGCGAUUCGUUGAGGGGAUAAAGCAUGUCCGUGUUAAUUUAUAAAUA